AUGAGUUUUGAUAAUAUGGAUGUUUUAAACAGUGUUAACAUGUCAACACAAGCUACAAGGAUAGCUAAAGCUGAAAAUGAUUUACAAAAUUGGAAUAUUCCAAAAGAACCAUUCCGACAAAUUUAUAACACAGGCAAGUUUGUUUUUGUAAAAAACUACAAUAUCAAAACUUGCGAAGCAACAGUUGCUAGUUCAGCAGAGACUGUUAAACUAUUAUCAAUUCAUGACAUAAACAGAUAUAAGAAAAAUUAUAAUUUUCUUCACCUAGGAUUUGUCCAAGUUGCUGUCAAACCUCUUUACAGAUUAGGUCUAGACACACCUCUAUGUCUCUUACUAAGAGAUAACAGGUUAUUAAACUUUGAUUAUUCUUUAUUAGGAGUUCUACAAAGUAACCUAGCUCAUGGCCCGGUUUACUUCAACUGUUAUCCAAAUUAUUCGGUUGACAUCAAUGACCAGAAUAUAUUGGAUACAUUAACUCUUAAUAUUAAAACAAUAAAUAUGAAUAGCAAAGUUAAUACAAAAGAAAUAGUUAUCAUAUACAGAGUAUAUUAA
Molecule: messenger RNA, 552 nt
Organism: Lycium barbarum (goji berry)
Lineage: Eukaryota; Viridiplantae; Streptophyta; Magnoliopsida; Solanales; Solanaceae
Exons: 1
Coding region: 1-552 (183 amino acids)
Source: RefSeq, a predicted model, not a curated record